This is a messenger RNA of Mollisia scopiformis, 1215 nucleotides long. RefSeq lists its product as uncharacterized. The record is from RefSeq and is a predicted model, not a curated record. The transcript is spliced from 3 exons. The coding region runs from base 1 to 1215 and encodes 404 amino acids. Lineage: Eukaryota; Fungi; Ascomycota; Leotiomycetes; Helotiales; Mollisiaceae.
AUGGACGAAUACUACCACCAAGAAGAAGGAGGCAUCGUUUCCGAGCCUCCCGGACCACCACCCAACUACGACGCCCUACUCGAAUCUCCCACCCUCCGCCGCCGCUUCAACAUCCAACCGCGCGAAGAUGAAGGACGGGAGGUCCUCCCGCCGUACUCGUGCGAGAUCAGCGUGCAGAGCGUGUUCUUGAGGAAGAUGGAGCUGGAAGGCGCGGUGCACAAGGCGAGCGAUCGGAAUUGGUAUAAGGUGCUGGUGACGUUGCAGGGGACGGCAUUGUCGUUCCAUAAGUAUCAGAAGCCGGGUAUGUUCUCGUCGUCGUCGGCGAGGGAUGCGAGUGGGAGGAAGAUUGGGGGGCCGGAUUUUCCGUCCGGGGUGAAGCGGGGCUUGUUCUUGAGGAGUUAUAAUCUUCAGCAUGCGGAUGUGGGGAUUGCUGCUGAUUAUCUGAAGAAACGCUACGUGAUCCGUGUCCGAGCAGAAGGAGACCAAUUCCUCCUCUCCUGCCACAAAAUAGAAACCGUCGUCCUAUGGCUCCAAUCCCUCUUCGCAGCCAUCGACCUCGCCCCGCCACUAGACGAUCGAGAAAUUCCCCGCGAUCUCAGCAUACCCCGCCGUACCCGACGUCGCCUCGUAGCAAGAGGAGGCUUCAGUGCAACUCCCGCCAACACAGCUCUAGUUCGAGAACAGGAGGAAAUAAUAUCUACACAAUUCCCCCGCCUGGCUGAAUCGGUCUCCCCACCGUCCUCCUCUUCAACACCAUCCCUCACGCCCAGCCGCACAAAUUCAAGUCCAACACCGACCUCUUCCUCCGCGACCCCUAUCUCCAUCUCAUCCCCCAUCUCCUCGUCCCCUCCAACUCCAACACCAACAGCCAGAACAUCCCUCCUCCACCGCGCCCGCCACGCCAUCCAAUUCCCCACCUCCACAUCCUCACACUCCUCCAGCACGCACCAACCGCCCAACCCAAACCUAACCAGCGACGGCAAGUGGCGGCCCCAGCACCAGUGGACGCACUUCUACGACAUGAUGUACGCGAAGCGCUGCAUGGCCGUGCUGACGCAGCGGAGUCCGCGGAAGAGUAAUUUGGUCAUUAUGAAGGGGAAGCGAUGGAUGGUGGAUUGGGCGACGGGGAAGUUGGAGAGAUGCGAGCCGCCGGAUUAUGGGGAGGCAACUGUUGGGAGGGAGGGGGUGGGGAUGAGGGAUGUGAGGGUUGGUUGA